Echinostoma caproni is the source of this 846-nucleotide messenger RNA. Lineage: Eukaryota; Metazoa; Platyhelminthes; Trematoda; Plagiorchiida; Echinostomatidae. The record is from the annotation of a GenBank genome assembly.
AUGUCUUCUGAUCUGCAAUACCUACUUGACAUGGGCUUCUCUCAAGCUAUUGCAGAGGAGGCUCUACAACGUACCGGAUACAAGAGUUUAGAUGCUGCAGUGGAUUGCUGUCAGAAAUGUCUUCAGAAUGACGAGGAAUUACAAUUGCACAGCGCACUCACCGGGCAUUGUAAUUAUACUGAACUGAAUAGUAAGCUGGCCCCACUUACUGAAGAAGAGCGCAAAGCACAAGUCGAAAAGUUGCAGCAAUUGAUAAAACAGCGGCGACAAAUGCGUGAAGAACAGGAAAGUCGAAACGAAUUAGAACGCGAGAAAAUGCGACGGAAACAAGGGAAAGAUAUAGUUUCGGCUAAAGCCAAAUUUGAAUCGGACGAAAUGCGUCGCAUCGUGGAACAGAGGACUCGCGAGAAGGCGGAAGACAAAGCAUACAGGGAGAAACUCCGAGCGGAGAUCGCCAGGGAACGCGAAGAAAGAAAACUGCGUGAACAAGGCAAUCUGCCCACUCCAAAGCCGACCCCUGUACCCACGGAACCUACUACUACUACUACAAUAGACAACACUUCCACAUCAUGUCGUCUUCAGAUUCGGCUUCCCAUGGGGAAUCCUCUGAAAGCGGAGUUCGGUGCUACGGAACCACUGAGUGCAGUGGCUCUGUACAUAAGCCAGCGUUGGCCCAAUACCACCGGGGUAGAUCCCACCAUGAUUCACUUGUUCACCACUUUCCCGAAACACGAAUACGAUACCGGUGAGCUGCAAAAAUCCCUCAGGGAGCUAGGUAAGUAUGCGAACAUAAUUCAUGAACAAACCAGUCUGUUUUGUCACGAUAACCGUACUGAUAAGAGCUAG